AUGAAGGCCACAGUCGCCUCCAUGGCUACGGCCAUCACCUUGGGCGCUUCAACCGUCCUCGGUGCUGCAACCAUCAAGGCCCGUGCCAGUGAUAUCACCCCCAUCACUGUUAAGGGUAACGCUUUCUUCAAGGGAGAUGAGCGUUUCUACAUGCGCGGUGUCGACUACCAGCCCGGUGGUUCUUCCGACCUCAGCGAUCCCAUCGCUGAUGUCGAGGGUUGCAAGCGUGACAUCAAGAACUUCAAGGAAUUGGGCCUCAACACUAUCCGUGUCUACUCUGUCGAUAACUCCAAGGACCACGACGAGUGUAUGAAUGCCCUCGCCGAGGCCGGCAUCUACCUUGUUCUCGACGUCAACACCCCCAAGUACUCCCUCAACCGUAAGGACCCCGAGAUCUCCUACAACGACGUCUACCUCCAGUACAUUUUCGCCACCAUGGAGAAGUUCGCCAAGUACGACAACACCCUUGCCUUCUUCUCCGGUAACGAGGUCAUCAACGACGGUCCCUCCUCCAAGGCCGCCCCCUACGUUAAGGCCGUCACCCGUGACAUGCGUACUUUCCUCCGCGCCCGCAAGCUCCGUGCCGUCCCCGUCGGAUACUCCGCCGCUGAUGUCGACACCAACCGUCUCGAGAUGGCCGAGUACAUGAACUGCGGUACCGACGACGAGCGCUCUGACUUCUUCGCUUUCAACGACUACUCCUGGUGCGACCCCUCUUCCUUCACUACCUCCGGCUGGGACCAGAAGGUAAAGAACUUCACUGGCUACGGACUCCCCCUCUUCCUCUCCGAGUACGGCUGCAACAUCAACACCCGUGAGUUCAACGAGGUCAAGGCCCUCUACUCCGACAAGAUGACCCCCGUCUACUCCGGCGGUCUGGUUUACGAGUACACCGAGAGCGACAACAAGUACGGUCUCGUCAAGGUCGACGGUGACAAGGUCACCCCCAACAAGGACUACAAGGCUCUGAAGAAGUCCUUCGAGGGCACCGACAACCCCAAGGGUGACGGUGGCUACAACUCCACCGGUGGUGCCUCCGGCUGCCCCAAGAUGCAGAAGCCCAACUGGGACGUCGACUCCGAGAUCCUCCCCGCCAUGCCCGUUCCCGCCAAGAAGUACCUGACCGAGGGUGCCGGUAAGGGUGAGGGUUUCGCCGGUAAGGGCAGCCAGAACUCCGGUACUCGCUCCUCCGGUGAUGCCACCCAGGGCUCUGGUGAAGUCUCUGCUGCCACUGGUAGCGGCUCUGCCGUUUCCAGCACCAGCUCCCCCGGCGCUGCCGCUUCCAUCAAGCCUUUCCAGUUCGGCUUCGCCCCUGCUGCCCUCGGCAUGGUCACUGUCCUGUCGACUGUGUUCGGUGCUAGCUUCAUCCUCCUGUAA
Penicillium griseofulvum is the source of this 1377-nucleotide messenger RNA. RefSeq names its product 1,3-beta-glucanosyltransferase gel1 (gene gel1). Gene Ontology annotation, cellular component: cytoplasm; fungal-type cell wall. NCBI's taxonomy places the organism in Eukaryota, Fungi, Ascomycota, Eurotiomycetes, Eurotiales, Aspergillaceae. The record is from RefSeq and is a predicted model, not a curated record. The coding region runs from base 1 to 1377 and encodes 458 amino acids. Gene Ontology annotation, molecular function: 1,3-beta-glucanosyltransferase activity. The transcript has a single exon. Gene Ontology annotation, biological process: fungal-type cell wall (1->3)-beta-D-glucan biosynthetic process.